AUGAAGUUAACCGUCAUCCUGCCCAUCAUCGGCGCAGCCCUAGCUGUUGCAUCUGCCAUUCCAAAUGACGCACUAGAAAGUCGGCAGGCCAAGAGGUGCAAGAUCUUCCAGAUCUUCAGAACACCGGAUACGACUGCGGGUGGCCGGCCAGGAUUUGUCGGCACACCCCAGUGCUGCUGCCAGAAUGAGCAGUGUCAUGUCAUUGAUAGAGGCAAUGGCAUUAAUACGUCAGCGAACUUGAACAUCUUCCUUACCGGAGACUUCACAAUUAUCGACGUCCGCAGCCAAGACAAGGGGAAGGUUGGGUCGAACGAUAUUCGGGGUGCUACUUACACUGUCGCGUCACAGGGAGGUUGCACUAAAUAA
This is a messenger RNA of Colletotrichum truncatum, 366 nucleotides long. RefSeq lists its product as uncharacterized. NCBI's taxonomy places the organism in Eukaryota, Fungi, Ascomycota, Sordariomycetes, Glomerellales, Glomerellaceae. The record is from RefSeq and is a predicted model, not a curated record.